Vigna angularis (adzuki bean) is the source of this 363-nucleotide messenger RNA. Its product is annotated as alcohol dehydrogenase 1-like. NCBI's taxonomy places the organism in Eukaryota, Viridiplantae, Streptophyta, Magnoliopsida, Fabales, Fabaceae. The transcript has 3 exons. Bases 1 to 363 code for a protein of 120 amino acids. The record is from RefSeq and is a predicted model, not a curated record. Gene Ontology annotation, molecular function: S-(hydroxymethyl)glutathione dehydrogenase [NAD(P)+] activity; zinc ion binding. Gene Ontology annotation, cellular component: cytosol. Gene Ontology annotation, biological process: formaldehyde catabolic process.
AUGACUGACGGGGGAGUGGACCGAAGUGUUGAGUGUACUGGAAGUAUCAAUGCUAUGAUCUCAGCAUUUGAAUGUGUGCACGAUGGAUGGGGUGUAGCUGUACUAGUUGGUGUGCCAAAUAAAGAUGAUGCUUUCAGAACCCAUCCAAUCAAUGUCCUUAACGAAAAGACGCUCAAGGGUACUUUCUUUGGCAACUAUAAACCACGUUCUGAUCUCCCAGAAGUGGUCGAGAUGUACAUAAAAAAGGAACUUGAACUGGAGAAAUUUAUCACCCAUGAAGUACCUUUCUCUGAAAUCAACAAAGCCUUUGAAUAUAUGCUCAAAGGGGAGGGCCUGCGUUGCAUAAUCCGCAUGACUGCAUAG